Molecule: messenger RNA, 693 nt
Organism: Rodentolepis nana
Lineage: Eukaryota; Metazoa; Platyhelminthes; Cestoda; Cyclophyllidea; Hymenolepididae
Source: the annotation of a GenBank genome assembly
AUGUCGUCGACGGCAAGAAGUUGCUGGAAUUGCUUAAAACUAGAUGAAUUUCCUUUUACUUCUGUUAAUAAUAUCCACCGAAACGCUUGUGAUGUUAUUUUUACGAAAAAGCCAAAUAUAUUCUGUCGUAAUGUCAAUAAAGAGUGUUUGGACUUCAUUCAGACUGCUAUUGAUCCCACUCGGUAUCUUGUGUAUUCGUUAUCUGACAUUGAUUGGAAAAAUGACACUUGGCAGGGUUCAGCAUCGUUAAUGAUCCUUUCAGAAGCUUCAUUCAAUGCGGAUCAUUCAGAUGAAAUCUCGAAGAUUAAUGAUUACAUUUGCAAUGAAGGAGGAAGGGUUUUACUGCUUCUGAACAAAGAUUGUGAACAUUCAAUUCAUGAAAGUAAUAUUUUUGAAGUGAUCAAAUCUAGCGAAAAUUUUUCUCAAAAGUUUGGGAAUUGGACUUGGAGGAAACUCGAUGGUAAACUCUGUUUAUUUGGCUUAAUGGAAUCACCAUGUUUCGUGGUCAUCUGGGCCUCAUCCGAUUGGAUCCAUGCAGGCAAUAUUAAGUCGGCUUUAGGACUAAUGGAAAUUUCGUGCGAUGGGGGAAAAAUUCCAAUGCCCCCAACCUCAGACAUUCUUCUAUCCCUAAAGCCAACCGACACAACUUAUACUGAGGCACGAUAUUUCUGCUUAUUAUUUAAUUUAUAUUAG